AUGUCUACACAACCAGAGAUACGGCGCAAGCGCAAAUCUCUCGGCGCACCACUGACUGCUACUAAACGAACCGAGGAGAAGGAAAAUGGUCGACGCAAGGGUUCGCGGAGCAAGAGCAUCGGGCCUGGUGGGCUCGACGCAUUGCAACAAUCAUCGGGGAAUCGACGGGCGUCCCUGGCUGCGUUGCCCAAGUUUCAACCACGCUCGAUUCUCAAGCCAACAGCCCCAUUAAUCGCCGAUAUACCAGCUUAUAAAAACCAAACGGAAACCUUGAUCGAUCUCGAUUUCCGGGAGAACUUCACUGUGACAGGCGCCGAAUCACUCCACAACCCCUUCCCGGACGAGUCAGCAGGCUCAAAGAUCGCCUUACGCACUGAAGAAGAGCAGCAAGCCGCGGCGAAAGAGCGGGAAGAGCGCGAAAGGAGAGAAGCUCGCCGGAAGUCGCUCGCCAAUAGGCGCGUAUCUUUCGCAGCAGAAGCUACGCUGCACACAUUCCAUGAGAUAGAAUACCUGCAAGAUUCAACAACGUCUACAGAUUCAACACGUCGCGCUUCAUCAGUCGCUGCUCAGUCUACGCCGCAAGCCGGCUCAAGCCACACAUCCAACACCAGCGAGGAAGAAUCCUCUGAUCGCCAGAGGACCGGGCGACGCCGCAGCUCAGGCGUCCAACCUGCAUGGGACAGCACGGCUGAUGAGACUGUGGGGUCGAGCAUCUGCGACUCUGAUUCAGAAAUCGGCGAUUCUGUCGAGGAGGUAGAGGAUCAGGAAGAUAUAGACAGCUCCAGCGAUUCGGAUGAUUCAGACGAUGGAACCCUGAUGACGAUAGAUGGCGAAGAGAUGACCUCAGCCUCCGUUGCAUCAGCUGAAGACUCAACGCUAGAUGAAGCUCUUCGACUAGCGGCGCAGCAUGCUGGCACCCAAAGGCUAGGUUCUGAUGAUGUGGCCGAGGCAGAAGAGGUCAUUCCUUCAUUUGGAUGGAUUAAGAAAGACGCUAAGAAGGAGAUUCCCGAAAAUAAGAACAGCGAAGCGGAGAUUCCGGCAGCAGCCGGCGAAGCCACGACGGAAAUGGAAAUGGAUAUGGAUAUGACGCAUGCUGGUGGAGAAAUUAUUAGGCCAAUCAAUCGGGGAAUACCAGACGACAUCGUAGACAUGUCGAUGGAUGUCACCAGUGCAUUUGGGAUGAUCAUCAGCCGUGGCGUGUCGGCUCCAGGCAUUCCGUCACAGGAUUCCCCUCCUGUCGAGUCCGAAAAUCUACCCGCGAACGGAAACGCCCUGGGUUCUACCACUAGCAAAAGCUGGAUCACGACCUCUGGAGAAGAGGAUGACAGCUUCCAGGAUGAUGAAGAGAUGUCAAUGGAGCUAACUACCGUUGUGGGUGGUGUGCUUGUUAGCAAGAAGGCAGAAUCGCAAAGACGUCGGACCCUAUCUCGUCUCGACCGCACAACCAACAUCGAUGAAGCAAUGGACUUGACAACCGGAGUUGGUCGCAUCUUGUCUCAACAGCUUCCGGACAAUGCUUACGACGUUGAGGAGACCAUGGAUAUGGAUAUGGAUAUGACGAUGGCCGUUGGCAAAAUCCUACCGCCGAAACACCGCGAAACUCCCGUCGAGGACGAGUUCACCACCGACAUGGAAAUGACGACUGCGAUAGGCAAUAUUUUACGGCCUCAGCCGGAUGUGACAGCAUCCCCAAAGCAACUGAUGAAGCAGAGGGAAAAUGCCAAAAUAGUUUCUCCUGGGAAAUUACCCGCUUCUGAGUCACACAAGAAACAACAAGGUACCUCUCUGUCUGCCAGUACAAUGGAAGGAGGAAGCCCAGGUCUUUCUGUGUUCCGUGGAAAACAGAUCCGACGUAGCCUGCCCUCAAUAGUGGGAGAUGGCCCUACGCCAUCUCCGUUGACAAAGCCAACAACAUCAGACACGCCUAAGACACCUUCAAAACAAACGGUUUCCCGCACCAAGAGACCUUCUCCAUCAAAAACAAGUGCAUCGCCCAAGAAGACACCAAGGGCCGUAUCACCUCGUCGCCGGACUCCCGAGAAACAGACCACUGGACCGACUCCCAAACCAGAUAAUAUUCCUCUAUCCUCUGGGACUAAAGCAGGACCUCUUACACCUACGAUCGCUCUGACCCCUCAAACAAGGAGGUUGUCUGGGGUUGGUGCAGAUAGGACAGGCCUUGGAUCACCUCGUGUAUCCGCUCUUCUCGAUCGCAGAGCUUCCAUUGGAGAAUCAUGCGACGAUUUCGCACCUCUCGAGAUCACAGCCAAACGCAAGGUGGUCUUUGAGGAUCCCCGAAUGCUGAAGCAGGAGCUCGACAGGGAGUACGAGGAAGAUGUGAAAAAUAAGGAUGGUGAUAAGACAAAAGACGACAAGGAGGUUACACUCAACCUUAAGGAAAUGAUUGCAAGCUUAUCACCAAAAAAGAAUCCUUUACGUGGUCGCAAGAGCCUACACGUGGGCAGUGCCCGGGGUCUACUUGGCAAGCGCCCGGCGGAGCUCGAUGAUUCCGACGACGAGAAGGACGGUAUCAAGAGAUUGAAAGGUCACCAGAGUAGCCCCGUGAAAAACGUUCGAUUACAGCAGCCUCCACCCAAAGAAGAAACCACAACAGGCAGGAUGACCAGGUCCACCUCGCUGGGUCUAGAGACGGCAAAGGAUGCGUUUGCUGCCUCGCUCUCGGAGUCGAUUUGUUCCAAACCGAAGCAGAAUGGCCAUCUAAAGGGUUCGCAUGCUGACGAUGCUUCCCAAGUUUUGGGCCAGGACGACAGCGCCGCUCCAGAGAGCAAACUUGGUGGAGACGAUGCCGGUGACCGUAUCCAUCUGCAGGAGUUUCUAAACAUGAUUUCCGUGAGCUUCAUGGAACUUACUACAUCAAAGAGGAGGCAAACGCAGGCACCAGCCGCGCUUAGAGACAAUGACGACGACUUGUCUCUGGAGCGAUGCGUGGUAGCGGGCGCUUGCACCGUUCCUAUGCUCGAACUCUAUCAGCAUUCUUGUCGGGAGCUCAAGAAGUAUAUCUCCGAGGGACGUCGAAUUGUCAAGGAGAUCGAAACGGAAACAUUGCAGGAUAAUCCGCCCCUCUUUAGAGAAUACAUGUCGGCUUCUCCGGACUUCAAGCUACUUAUGGACAAUCAGUUCAAGAAUGGCAAGACGCACGCACGACUCCUGAGCAAAGCCAUGUGGUACGAAUGGCGCAUGAAACUUCAGCACGGAUUGAGAGAAGGCCUUAUAAGGAUUGACCAAGGCAUGGAAGAAGAUUCCGUAUCUUUAAAGAAACAACAACGACUUCUUAGCUCCGUCCUUCCUGGCAUGGCAUCGCACUACGAAGCCUUAGCGAAGGAGCACAAUAACUUGGAAACCUACGCCAAGGAACUUGCCGAUUGCGAUCCCGAAGAGCUCCAGUCAGCAAGGAACGAAUUUUUGCAAGUGGAAAGCGAUAUUGAAGCGAAGAAGAGGGAAAUUUUCGAGCUCCGUAGUCAACUCCAAGCAGCGGAGUCGGAGAUAGAGGAGGUUACGAGACAGAAAAAUCAAGGCUUGGAGGACAUCAAGGAGGCAGAGAGAGUGCGCGAGGAGUGCAGAGGCUGGACCGUGAAGGAGAUCAAUGUUUAUAAAGAUCGGGUUGACGCUCUCGAAAAAGAUCAUGGUUGGGCGGUCACAGGCAUUUCCAGCACGCAGGUCUCGAUGGCGUAUAAGCGCGAGAUUGAACUCGUCUUCGACGUCUCAUCUUUCAGAAGGGGGCAGGCCAACUCAAGGGUGGAUCUGUGGUACAUUGCGACGACAAAGAACUCUGAAACCCCACUCAGAACGACCGCCGAUCGGGAAUUUUUUCUCCAGCUCAUUCGAGACCGUGUGCGGGCGCUCCCGCAGAGCCGCACCAAAAUUAGCAACAUGCUCUCCAUGGUCCGUGCGGCGUGGGACAUGGCAACAACCAUCAUGGACAACAUCAACUUGAUCAACGUCACUUUCCCCACGAAAAUUAACAAGACCUCGGACACAUCCAUCGAGGUCGUAUCCUCGCUUCUUAUAACAGAAGUGGAGACGAAAGUAGAGGUUAUACUUGGUCUCACAGGUGCUGUUGCCCCUGAUGGCGUUCACCUUACCAUCGAGCCCAGCGCGAGACUUGUCUACGGGCAGAAUUUCAAUGUCGGGAAGAUCAGGGAUUAUUUGGCAUCGAGGAUAAACCAGCCUCCUAAAGUGCAGGAGCGGGCAAGCACAGAGCUAUGGAGUGAUGUUUUUAUCGCUUUACAUGGGAGGCUGUUGACGCGAGGGCGCAAGUAA
Scedosporium apiospermum is the source of this 4281-nucleotide messenger RNA. RefSeq names its product Spc7 kinetochore protein. Gene Ontology annotation, biological process: mitotic spindle assembly checkpoint signaling; mitotic sister chromatid biorientation; protein localization to kinetochore. The record is from RefSeq and is a predicted model, not a curated record. NCBI's taxonomy places the organism in Eukaryota, Fungi, Ascomycota, Sordariomycetes, Microascales, Microascaceae. The transcript has 4 exons. Bases 1 to 4281 code for a protein of 1426 amino acids.